UUGCUUAUUCAUUCACAGUGGGAAAGCGCCAGCCGAGCGGUCAGCCAGUGUGCGGCUGACCAUGUAAGGCCCCCAGGCGGUCCUGCCUGCCCGUGCCCUGCGGAAAGCCUCCUGCGGCCUUGGGCACCGCCCCUGCCCUGCCCUGCCCCCUUGGCCUCGAAAUGCUGUCAUCGGAGGAGCCGUCCCGCUCGGGACAAGGCCAGGAUGGACAAAGCUAGAGCUUGGGCAGGCAAGGAGCCGUCCUGUCCUCGAGGCCGUGGGAAGAGAAGCACGCACCGGGGCCCACUCCUGAGAGCCUCUCUGCCCACCAGGCCACUGCAGAGGGGCCACCAUGGCUCUGGCCCAAGCCGGCAGGCAGCUGGUGACCCUGGUGUGGGGCGCCUGCCUGUGCGCCCUGGUGCACGGACAGCAAGCACAACCAAGACAGGGCUCGGACCCGGGGCGCUGGCGGCAGCUGAUCCAGUGGGAGAACAAUGGGCAGGUGUAUAGCCUACUCAACUCGGGCUCCGAGUACGUGCCUGCAGGGCCUCAACGAGCCGAGAGUAGCUCCCGGGUACUGCUGGCGGGCGCACCCCAAACUUCGCACCGGCGCAGCCAGGGGGGGCUCCGGCGUCGGCAAGCGCCGUCCCUGCCCCUGCCAGGACGCGUGGGCUCGGACACUGUGCGCGGCCAAACGCGGCACCCCUUCGGCUUCGGCCAGGUGCCCGACAACUGGCGCGAGGUGGCCGUCGGGGACAGCACCGGCAUGGCCAGGGCCCGCACCUCCGUCUCCCAGCAACGGCACGGGGGCUCCGCCUCCUCCUCGGUCUCGGCCUCGGCCUCGGCCUUCGCCAGCACCUACCGCCAGCCGUCCUCCUACCCGCAGCAGUUCCCCUUCCCUCAGGCGCCCUUCGUGAGCCAGUACGAGAACUACGACCCCGCGUCGCGGACCUACGACCAGGGCUACGUGUACUACCGCGGUGCUGGAGGCGGCAUGGGCGCGGGGGCGGCGGCCGUGGCCUCGGCGGGGGUCAUCUACCCUUUCCAGCCACGGGCGCGCUACGAGGACUACGGCGGCACCGAGGAGCAGCCCGAGUACCCGGCCCAGGGCUUCUAUCCAGCCCCGGAGAGGCCCUAUGCGCCGCAGCCGCAGCCGCAGCCUCAGCCCUCCGACGGCCUCGAUCGCCGCUAUUCGCACAGCCUGUACAACGAAGGCACAGCGGGCUUCGAGCAGGCCUACCCCGACCCCAGCACCGAUGCGGCACAGACUCCCAACGGCGCGGGCGGCGCCUAUGCCGGCGAUCCCCGCCUCGGCUGGUACCCGCCCUACGCCGCCAACGUGCCGCCCGAGGCCUACGUCCCGCCGCGUGCAGUGGAGCCGCAGCCCCCGUUCCGCGUGCUGGAGCCGCCCUACCUGCCGGUGCGCAGCUCCGACGCGCCCCCACCGGGUGGGGAGCGGAACGGCGCGCAGCAGGGCCGUCUCAGUGUGGGUAGUGUGUACAGACCCAACCAGAAUGGUCGCGGCCUCCCUGAUUUGGUCCCAGACCCCAACUAUGUGCAAGCAUCCACGUAUGUGCAGAGAGCCCAUCUGUACUCUCUGCGCUGUGCUGCAGAGGAGAAGUGCCUGGCCAGCACAGCCUAUGCCCCUGAGGCCACCGAUUAUGACCUGCGGGUGCUGCUGCGCUUCCCCCAGCGCGUGAAGAACCAGGGCACAGCAGACUUCCUCCCCAACCGGCCACGCCACACCUGGGAGUGGCACAGCUGCCACCAACAUUACCACAGCAUGGAUGAGUUCAGCCACUAUGACUUGCUGGAUGCAUCUACGGGCAAGAAGGUGGCCGAGGGCCACAAGGCCAGCUUCUGUCUGGAGGACAGCACCUGUGACUUUGGCAACCUCAAGCGCUAUGCAUGCACCUCUCACACACAGGGCCUGAGUCCAGGCUGCUAUGACACAUACAACGCAGACAUCGACUGCCAGUGGAUUGACAUAACUGAUGUGCAGCCUGGGAACUACAUCCUCAAGGUGCAUGUGAACCCCAAGUACAUUGUUUUGGAGUCCGAUUUUACCAACAACGUGGUGAGAUGCAACAUUCACUACACAGGUCGCUACGUUUCUACAACAAACUGCAAAAUUGUCCAAUCCUGAUCUCUGAGGGGAGAGACAACCAAUAUCUCUGCUUGCAAAGCAGGCCCUGCUCCCAGGCAGCCUCCCCCAAAAGUCCAAUGCCCUAGCCCAUGGGCAGGAGCAGCAGGAUGCUAGGGGCGUCCCUCCCUGCCGGCCUCAGGGAGUGAAGGUGGAACGAAACCAAGGGACUCUGGAUGCCAGGCCCCAUUUUGUACCUAACUUUCCUGUACAACAUCGUUUUGUCGGUUGUUUGUUUUUAAGUUUUAUAUUUUGGCCAUCCCACACAGCAAGAUUGCCCAGGUGCUGAAUAAAACAAGGUUUUUCUAUUCUGGA
Molecule: messenger RNA, 2437 nt
Organism: Nannospalax galili (Upper Galilee mountains blind mole rat)
Lineage: Eukaryota; Metazoa; Chordata; Mammalia; Rodentia; Spalacidae
Gene: Loxl1
Product: lysyl oxidase like 1
Exons: 7
Coding region: 332-2125 (597 amino acids)
Biological process (GO): peptidyl-lysine oxidation
Molecular function (GO): copper ion binding; protein-lysine 6-oxidase activity
Source: RefSeq, a predicted model, not a curated record